This is a messenger RNA of Ambispora leptoticha, 558 nucleotides long. Lineage: Eukaryota; Fungi; Glomeromycota; Glomeromycetes; Archaeosporales; Ambisporaceae. The record is from the annotation of a GenBank genome assembly.
AUGAACGCUGCUGACAAUGAUAAUAACGAUAAGAUUAAAGGGUCUUGGUCUAAAGAAGAAGAUGAUCUUUUAUUAGAAUUAAUCGGCAAAAUAGGUCAUAAAAAUUGGAAAGCGAUUGGUAAUAAGCAUGGUCGACGCAAUGGAAAGCAAUGUCGAGAGAGAUGGACAAAUCAUUUGGAUCCUAAAUGCAAGUAUUCAAAAUCAAAGAAUCAAAAAAAACACCAUGACAUUAAUAAUAACAACGAUAACAAUAAACAAAAGAAACAAUCUAAAGGAAAAAGGAACAACAACGGUAUUGAUCCGAAUCCAGCUAAGAGAUUGCAAUCUUCUGAAAAGAAAGUUCAAGUUCGCGAUGACGUCUCUAAUUCCUCUAGUCUGGAGGUGUUUCCAAAUAUUGAAGCUCAGGCUCACGAUGGGACUCCCUCUAGAUUGAAUGAGCUUGCAGAUUUUGUAACGAGCCUUCACAAUGGGGAAGGUGAAAUGUCAAUUUACCCUCAUAAUAGUGAUAAAAUGUCAAUUAGUGGAUUACUGAACCCCAAAACAACGAGCAUUGAUUAA